Vigna unguiculata (cowpea) is the source of this 1513-nucleotide messenger RNA. Its product is annotated as NAD(P)-binding Rossmann-fold superfamily protein. NCBI's taxonomy places the organism in Eukaryota, Viridiplantae, Streptophyta, Magnoliopsida, Fabales, Fabaceae. The record is from RefSeq and is a predicted model, not a curated record.
UUAUCUCUUGAGAUCCAUGGCAAGGUCACUGAAUCUGGAAAUGGGUUUUCAGAUAAGGCUUCUGGGUCUGUGUCUAUGGGUGUACUUGGCAAGCUUGAGCUUCAUCUCAGUGGGUGCUUUGUGUGCAAGAGUAGGUGCAGUUGACAAAGGGAUUGUUUUAGUUCAUGGGAAAACUGCUAUUGGAAGGAUUGAUGAUGAUUUUGUCUGUGCAACUCUGGAUUGGUGGCCUCCUCAGAAAUGUGACUAUGGAAAAUGUAGUUGGGGGCAUGCUUCUCUGCUUAAUCUGGAUCUCAACAACAAAAUUUUGUUAAAUGCAGUAAAAGGUUGGUUUUACUGGGAGAUGAGAGUUGUCUGCGGAGCAUCGCGCACAAAAUCAUGGAUUCCCUCUCCCUAUCCGACCGAGGCACUGUGCAGGUCGUUGAAUUGAACAUGGAAGACCAAAACGAAUCGCUUUUCCAACACUCUGUUGAUCAGGCAUGCCAGAUUUUGGGGAAAUUGGAUGCUUUCGUCAACUGUUACAGUUACGAAGGGAAAAUGCAAGAGCAUAUUGAGUUAGCUGAGAGUGAGUUUAAGAAAAUAGUGAAGAUAAAUUUUAUGGCUGCAUGGUUCUUGUUAAAAGCUGUUGGCAGAAGGAUGCGGGAUUUCAACGCCGGGGGCUCCGUCGUCUUUUUAACCUCCAUACUUGGCGCUGAAAGGGGGUUGUAUCCUGGAGCUGCUGCAUAUGCCUCUGUCUUGGCAGGAGUGCAGCAAUUAGUGAGGGCUUCGGCUUUGGAGAUAGGGAAGUACCAGAUCAGAGUUAAUGCCAUUGCCCGAGGCCUGCACCUGCAAGAUGAAUUUCCAUUAUCCGUGGGAAGGGAAAGAGCAGAGAAAUUGGUGAAGGAGGCUGCACCGCUUGAGAGAUGGCUUGAUGCUAAGAAUGAUCUGGCGUCUACGGUUAUCUAUCUAAUCAGUGAUGGAUCACGCUACAUGACUGGAACAACCAUAUACGUAGAUGGGGCACAGUCUAUAACCAGGCCUCGCAUGCGAUCCUUUAUGUGACUCAUGCUGGCGCUGAAAGGAUUUUUUCAAGGAAUGAUCCGCCAUACACAUUUCCUGCAUCAUUGCUCUUAGGAAAUGACUAAAUUUCUAAUCCAAAUCUUAAACCUUCAACCCCGAAAAUUAUGUCCGGGUAUUCAACUAAGUUAUGUGCAAUUGAAAAAGUAACUGCUUAAUCGAUAAUUAUAUAGUGAAUGUUAAGCUGCAGAUUUGUUAGCCAGGUUUGUGGAGACGUUAUGACUGUGUGCAAUGGAUCCAUCAAUCUUAUAGCAGGUAGUAUGCCAGAAAAAGCAAAUAAAAAAAUAUAUAAAGUAUUCACUAAUAUUAGUGUGUUUCCAUAAAUAAAGUUCUAUCUCUCACUGACUAAAUCAUUGAUGAAGCAUUCUCAAAUUCAUGUUAUGCCACAAGUCUCUCUUUGAAUCUGUUUGUAAUAUACUGCCACUUCCUUAAUGGUUAUAUAUUUAGAAAUUUUAAUAGA